This is a messenger RNA of Salvelinus namaycush (lake trout), 5541 nucleotides long. Its product is annotated as eyes absent homolog 3-like. The coding region runs from base 129 to 1976 and encodes 615 amino acids. The record is from RefSeq and is a predicted model, not a curated record. Gene Ontology annotation, biological process: multicellular organism development; positive regulation of DNA repair; cell differentiation. Lineage: Eukaryota; Metazoa; Chordata; Actinopteri; Salmoniformes; Salmonidae. The transcript is spliced from 18 exons. Gene Ontology annotation, molecular function: protein tyrosine phosphatase activity. Gene Ontology annotation, cellular component: nucleus.
GCUUCCUGCCAAAUAGUGGUCCCUAACAACAGACAAAGCGGUGUGGAAUCAAUACGAAGCCAUUCAACUAAAAAAUAAAACACAUUACCCAAAUGUGUCCAGACAGCCUCCCCAAGAAGUAGAGAGACAUGUCAGGAGGAAGUGGCUCAGCGGACAUGGACGACUCGCAGGACCUGCCUGAAUUGCCGACCAAGAAGGCCAGACAUGAGCUGGAUGUUGGACUGGACCAAGAGCCAAGGGGACUACGUGAUGACCAGAUCCCUCCUACUCUCUUGGGCUCAGGAGAUCAGGACAAUUCAUACUCUACGUUGUCUAAUGCCCAGCUUGAUGGAGCGGUGGCCAGCAGAGCGCUCACCACAACAGCCUCUGAAUAUAACUCCCACAUCUACCAAGGAAGCAGACCAGCAGUCACAUCCUACGCCACCAGCCAGGGUGCCUUUCCUCCUCUGGCCCAGGCCACAGUCUACACCGCCUUCCCCCAGGCAGAACAGACCCAGGCCACAGUCUACACCGCCUUCCCCCAGGCAGAACAGACCCAGGCCACUGUCUACACCGCCUUCCCCCAAGCAGGACAGACCUACGGCCUCCCACCAUUUGGUGCUAUGUGGCCAGGUAUUAAGUCAGAGACGGGGCUGCCUGAUGCAGCACCCUCUGUUGGCCAGCCUGGGUUCCUCAGCUUCAGAUCAGCAUAUACCUCAACCCAGCCAGACCCAGGCCAUGUGCACUGCUCAUACCCCAGCCAAGGCUCCAGUUUCACUACAUCCAGUGUGUACACUAACAUCCCUACUGCUUCCGCAGCUACAGAGGCUCACCAGGAGUUCAGCAGCUAUAAUGUCAACUCUCUGGGCCAGACCCAGUUCCCUCAGUACUACGCCCCGCCCCUUAGCUACGUCCCCGCCGGGCUGCCCAAUAGCGAAGAGAAUGGAUCCAGUAUGGGUGUGGCCGGGUAUCCAGCUAUAAAGACGGAGGGCAGUGCCAUGGCUGGACUGCCCAGCACUACAGAUGCAUGCCCGCGUGAGAACCUCCCGACCGGGGUAGCCCUGCCUACAGGUGUGGCCCUCCCCAUGGGGGCCCUGGACCAGGAGGAGGCGGGGAGGAGGAACCCUGCUGGGAAGGCCAAGGGGAAGACCAAGAAAUCAGACAGCAACCAGCCUACUGACGCUGACCUGGAGCGAAUCUUUCUGUGGGAUCUGGAUGAAACUAUCAUCAUUUUCCACUCUCUGCUCACUGGGUCCUUCUCUCAGAAGUUUGGCAAGGACUCCGACACUGUGCUGAACCUGGGCCUUCAGAUGGAGGAGCUGAUCUUUGAGCUGGCAGACACACACCUCUUCUUCAAUGACCUGGAGGAGUGUGAUCAGGUCCAUGUUGAAGACGUAGCCUCUGAUGACAACGGACAGGAUCUGAGCGCCUACAACUUCCUGGCGGAUGGUUUCCACGGCCCCAGUGGUGGAGGUGCCACCACAGGAGUCCAGGGCGGGGUGGAGUGGAUGAGGAAACUGGCCUUCCGUUAUCGUCGCCUGAGGGAGAUCUACAACGGAUACAAAGGGAACGUGGGAGGCCUGCUGAGUCCCAUGAAGAGGGAGCUGCUCCUCCGGCUCCAGUCUGAGAUGGAGAAUAUGACGGACGCCUGGCUCAGCACAGCACUCAAAUCCUUGCUGCUUAUCCAGUCCAGGGGUAAGUGUAUGAAUGUCCUGGUGACGACCACCCAGCUGGUGCCUGCUCUGGCCAAGGUGCUGCUCUAUGGCCUUGGGGACGUCUUUCCCAUAGAGAACAUCUACAGCGCUACCAAGAUAGGGAAAGAAAGCUGUUUUGAGCGCAUCGUCUCUCGCUUUGGGAAGAAUGUGACCUAUGUGGUGAUUGGAGACGGCCGUGAUGAGGAAUUCGCAGCAAAACAGCACAACAUGCCUUUCUGGCGUAUCACCACCCACGGGGACCUGGUAUCCCUCCAUCAAGCCCUGGAACUAGACUUCCUCUAGAGCGGAAGGAAUGGAGGUUAGACACAAAGGGAAACUUGGUCAGUCCACCCCCCCCCCCCCCAACCCUUCUGUUCACUUGUGGAGUGACAUUAUUAUGUCCUCAGCUCCACACCAGCCCUCAAACACACACACCCUUCACGCACCUGAUGGCUCUAGUGUGUCGCUCUUUUCCCCGUGUGAUGGCCGUGGACUGAUCUGAGGUGGACUUUGGGGUGGCAGUGGCUGGGAAGCAGACUGGACAGUCAGACCUACUCUCUGAUGUAAGAGCUCCUGCCCAGAAACACUCUCCAUAUGGCAGCUAUCCUCUCUAAAGACUGAGCCUGAUCACUAGGGCAUAGCAGCAGCGACCGACAGACACCGUCAGGCAGGACAUGACUAAAGUUAAGAAGACCAUUCCAUAUCUCUCUCUCUCCGAAGUGUCUGUAGUCUCUGGCUCCACAACCCACAGGCUGUUUUCCUCUGUUCUCUCUCUGGGUUGCAUCCCAAAUGGCACCCUAUUCCCUAUGUAGUGCACUACGUUUGAUAGAGCCUAGUGCUCUCGUCAAAAAGGGUGCACUACAUAGGGAAAAGGUUGCCAUUUGGGAUGUGGCCUCUUGUUAGUGGAUCGACUAAAGCAAAGGUCUGCAGCCCUGUCUGGCAUCCCGGAUGGACACUUCUGAUUGUUUAGAGCUUACACCUUUCCUAAUUUUCCUAUUUCUCUUUCUGUAGGGUAGCUAUUCGUGAAAGGAUAAUGUCACUUCGAAUGUUUUAUAAUUUGUAUUUUUGAAAGGUUGUUUUGCACUCAUUCCAAAUGACUGAGGUAUCAUUUAUGAGGGUUGGUAAUCAUUUUAGUCUUUUCAAAGCAUAUGAUUAGAUGGCUACUUAGGAAUGACCUUCAAUUGACCUUCUGGAUGUAACCUUUCCACUAGUUCACUAACAGUACUGACGUGUUCUCCAUAGAGACCUCCGCUGUCCUGACCUCUCCACUGUGUCACAGACUUCAACAGCCUAACCGACUUCUGUGGUCUUUUUACAUAACAAACUGAUGUGUGGUCAGAAGGACUCAAUGAAGACCCUAACUAACCUGUAUUCCACUGCAUGGUAUCAAGGACGCCAGGUUACUAUGUAGUUAAUCAUGAGAACAGCCAAACCAGGCCUUUCUGUGAGAACAGCCAAACCAGGCCUUUCUGUGAGAACAGCCAAACCAGGCCUUUCUGUGAGAACAGCCAAACCAGGCCUUUCUGUGAGAACAGCCAAACCAGGCCUUUCUGUGAGAACAGCCAAACCAGGCCUUUCUGUGAGAACAGCCAAACCAGGCCUUUCUGUGAGAACAGCCAAACCAGGCCUUUCUGUACAUUUACAUCUAAGAAACCAAGGAUGGGCCUUCAAAACAAUGUGCAUCUUCUUCAGCGUGACGCUGAUGUGUACGUGUCUACAUAACCUGUUGAAGAAACCUCCCCUUGGGGUAACUGUUCCUCAGAGCACAGCCCUACUCGUCUUUGAAUUCCUGCAAAGAGACUUAACUUGACAAUGAGUAUUUUUAAAAGCAGUUGGCUGGAAGGGAUGGCAAAUCACACAAUGCAAUCACAUAUUAUAUUGUUAUUGUUCAAUAGUGGAAAUCGUUAGACCGAGAAGUCACAGGAGGUUUGUCUGGCCAAGGUGAUCCAGAUUUCACAACAUGACAGAUAAUUUGCAUCACAAAGAUCAAGUGUUGUCAUUGAUAAAUGGAAUUGUUUCUUUGUCUCUGUUGUAGAAUCAAUCUCUAGUUGAUUUUCUUCCAUUUUGAAUCGUGAGGGUCACACACAACCCCAUUAUUUCAUAGUGGUGGUUACCAUAGUGGCGGUGUAUUGGGAAAUCACCUCUAAAUGUGCUAUUGAUUGUACGGGACCGGCUGCCCAAAAAACAUAGGCCUACUGCCACUGUGUGCAGUGUAGUCAGUCUACCCUUGUCAUUAUACAUAUUGGGAAAAACACCAGGAAUGAUUGUUCAAUACAUUUCUGCUUUGGGGGGGGGUAUGCCUGUUAACUAGCCUGUAUUUUCAGCAUGUAGCUGGUUGAGAGGUGGUUAGAGGUUUGAUAUUAUGAAUCCCUGGUCCAUGUGAGAUUACGACUGAACAAUACUGAGCCCGAUGAUGACGAUCAUUUUUGAUACUUACGGCUUGACCAGUAAGAAUGUUUUCCUUGUAUAUUUCUGUGUGUCUGUAUAUAUGCAUACUGUGCCCUUUUUCAACCCUCUAUAUUAUAUAUAUAUAUAUAUAUACACGCGUCAUCUCUACAGGAAAUACUUCAGAUGUGUUAAACACAUGAUCAAACAUGGUUGUUACACAUUUUAGUUGGAGUGUUUUUAUUUUACUACACCUACUUUUUCUACACGGUCAUUAAUCUGCUGAAUCUUUAUUUUUAACCGUCAGCAACACAGAAAUGGUUACUGUGUGAUCUUUUUUCUCUCUCCCUUUUACAGUUUAAGUUUUUUUUAAUUUCUUGUUUUGAUUGUGCUGCCGAUUUUACAUAAAUGUUACAGCUGAAAUGCUCUGCUCUCAAGACGAGUCACACCCUUGUCCACAAAGUCAGAGCAUCCAUUUCCAUGUUGAAACCUGCUUUCUUUUAGUUUAUUUUACUUUUUUUUGGUUUGUUUUUUUGACAUUGUGUCUUGCUUUCACUGCUUAGACAAUCACAUCUCAAAUCACGUGGUACUUUGAGUGGUGUCCAGAUCCACCAUUCACCUGGUGAAACAUAUACAGUAGUGUGUAACAGUACCACUAAGGGAGAUGAGAGAAAUAGUAAGCAUUGUGAAAUGAUGAAUUAGAUUCUUUGGAAUGGAAGGGGUAUUCUGGACAUGGAAUUUUGUGAAGUUGACAAGACAGACCAGUGUCUUUACUUGGCUGACGGCACAUUCAUAUUACGAUCUGUUUCUACAAGUUGGUUUUUUUCCCUCCAGAGAUGUGAAUAUAAGAUCAGACAAGCCUGAUCCUCUGACCCACAUCUUCAAUAUCUAACAUCAUGGAAAUCAAUCAACCCCCAACCAAAAACAUUUAUACUGUUAUUGCUGAUUGUCAUUGUUGUGCAGAUCACAUCUCUAAUGUUGCUUGUCACCUUGUGGUUGGAAUCAUUUAGUUAUUUUUGUAGUCAGAUGUUUACAGUUUUUCUAUCAGUGAUGGUUUCUGUUUUUUAAAGUACUCUGUUGCUAACAAGAAGUGUGAUUCUGUACUUUUUGUUUACUUAGUCAGGGGGACUGUUUUAAUGUAUCCCUUCGAUGUGUGUUAAAAGGCCAAGAACUAUGUAUCAUUUAUAUACUCUAACCAACCUUUUUGUUGAAGUGCAUUUUGACCAGUCUGUGUUGGCUGUCAUAGAAUUUUUUUUUUUUUAACUAUUUCAACUGUCGAAUGCAAUGAGCUAUGACGUUACAUAGCUUUGUAGGGAUACCUCUGGCUCAACUUGAUCAUGCUUUGUAGGGAUACCUCUGGCUCUACUCAAGAUGAUGAAACAUACUUGUAUAUAUAGUGUAUGUCGACUCCCCUUCAAAUGAGUGGAUUUGGCUAUUUCAGCCACACCCGUUGCUGACCGGUGUAUAAAAUCGAGCACACAGC